AUGACCAAAUUUGCCAACUUCCAUUGCCUGCUUCUUCUCUUCUUCUUCUUCUUCUUCUUCUUUGCUGCAGUGGCACCAAACUUCACUUUUGUUGAUGCAUCUGCCUUAUCAGCAGCAUCUUCUAGUGGUUUCUUAAGCUUGUCGUGUGGCGCGUCUUCCAGCUUCACCGACUCCUCCGGCAUACAAUGGAACCCCGACGAUCCCUACAUCGACACCGGCAACACCACCACCGUGCUCUCCCUCUCCAAUCCCCAUGUCACCUCGCCCUCCCGCCUCCCCUUGCGCUUCUUCCCCAACUCCGACCCCGGGACCCGAAGCUGCUACCGCAUUCCCAUGCCGAUGAAUGUUUCCGUCGUCCUUGUUCGCCCUACUUUUCUUUACAAGAAUCACGAUCUCAGAAAUCGGCCUCCAUCGUUUGCAGUCUCUCUCGGAACUGCCAUUGCUGCCGUUGUGAACCUCACCGUGUCUGACCCUUGGGUGGAGGAGUUCAUCUUGCUGGUUCGGAAGAAAGUUAUGGUCUUUUGCUUGCUUUCUGUCCCCAGUGGUGGAUCUCCGGUUAUCUCUUCUAUUGAAGUUCGGCCGGUGCCUGAUGGUGCUUAUGGUGCUGGUCUCGGUGGUGAUCGAUGGAAUCAUUUGUUGAGGAAGCGAUUCAGGAUAAAUUGUGGGUAUAAUGGCAGUGAGCCUCUCAGGUAUCCUUCUGAUCCUUCAGACCGUUUAUGGGAUGCUGAUCGGUACUUUUCGCCGUCCCGAUUGUCUGCUGGAUUCCACAUUGAGGUUCCUCUCAAUGUUUCCGGGCUUAUAGAGAGCCCACCGGUUGCUGUACUUCAGACUGCGAGAGUUUUAGCGAGGAAGAAUGUUUUGGCAUAUAAUCUUGCUCUUGAUAUUCUUGGAGACUAUUUAGUGGUUUUAUAUUUUGCUGGCAUUUUACCAGUGUCAUCCUCUUUUGAUAUUCUGGUUAAUGCUGAUACUGUGAGAUCAAGUUACAUGGUGCAUCAUGGGGAAGCUAGUGUAGUCUUGCAAUUGGUGAAGAGUGUUGAUGCUUUGAAUAUUAUGUUUCAAAAUAUCACCUUUUAUCCUCAAGUGAAUGCCUUUGAGGUUUAUGAAAUAGUUGAGAUGCCUCAGGAGGCUUCAUCAACCACAGUUUCUGCUCUUCAGGUUAUCCAACAAUCAACUGGCUUUGAUUUAGGAUGGCAAGAUGAUCCUUGCUCUCCUUUACCAUGGAAACAUGUUGAAUGCAAUGGAAGCUUGGUUACAUCAUUGGCGCUUUCUGAUAUGGACUUGGGAGCCAUGGGAUUGACAUUUGGAGAUUUAAUGGAUUUGAAAACAUUAGACCUGCAUAACACAUCUCUUGCUGGAGAAAUUAUGAACUUAGGCAGCUUGCAACUACUUGAAACCUUGAACUUGAGCUUUAAUAAGCUGACUUCAUUUGGCUCGGGCAUUAGCACCAUGACCAAUCUUCAAAUAUUAGACUUAAAGAACAAUAGUCUUGAAGGAGCUGUACCAGACAGCUUGGGAAGUUUAAAGAAUCUUCACUUAUUAAAUUUAGAAAACAAUAAACUUGAAGGUGUCUUGCCACAAUCUUUGAACAGGGAAAAUCUACAAGUUAGAACAUCAGGAAAUUUAUGUCUUUCUCUCACUUUGUCAACAUGCAACAACCUAUCAGACCACCCUUCACUUCAGCCUCCACACUUUACUGUUGUUGACAUACACAAGCAUUCCAAUCAUGCGAAGAAAGCAAAAAUUUUUGGUGUUAUUGGAGUGUUAUGUUGUAUGAUUAUACUCAUUUCAGUUGCCAUAUUUAAGUUCAAAAGGUGGAAUGAAACUGAUGCGACAACAUCUAAUCCAUGGACGAUGGCAGAAAUGCGGAGCUGGAAUGCUACCAAAAUUUUCACUUACAAAGACAUAAAGGUUGCUACAAACAACUUUAAGGAUGUUAUAGGCAGUGGUGGGUUCGGAAACAUUUACCUUGGUAAAUUAUCAGAUGGGAAACUGGUAGCUGUGAAAGUACGGUCUGAUAGAACACAACUUGGUGCAGACUCAUUUAUUAAUGAGGUACGCCUUUUAACUCAAGUUAGGCAUCCGAACCUUGUAACUUUGGAAGGAUUUUGCCAUGAAUCAGAUCAACAAAUUCUAGUAUAUGAGUACCUACCUGGCAGAUCACUGGCUGAUAAUCUCUAUGGUCCAAACAAUAAGAAGGCAACAUUAGAUUGGGCUUGCAGGCUGAAGAUUGCUGUUGAUGCAGCUAAAGGACUGGAUUAUCUACAUAAUGGAAGCAAUCCACGAAUCAUUCACCGGGAUGUAAAGUCCAGCAACAUCCUUUUGGACAUGGAGAUGAAUGCAAAGGUCAGUGACUUUGGCCUCUCCAAACAAGUGUCUCAGGCCAGUGCAUCCCAUGUGACUACUGCUGUCAAAGGAACUGCUGGUUAUCUUGAUCCCGAAUACUAUUCUACCCAGCAGUUAACUGAGAAGAGUGAUGUCUACAGCUUUGGCAUCGUUUUGCUAGAAUUGAUUUGUGGCCGAGAACCUUUGAGUCAUGCAGGCUCUCCGGAUACUUACAAUCUAGUGUUAUGGGCAAAGCCCUACUUGCAAGCCGACGCCUUUGAAAUUGUCGAUGAAUGCAUAAAGGGAACGUUUGAUGUCGAAAGCAUGAGAAAGACUGCUUCAGUUGCUGUUAGAUGUGUCUGUAGAGAUGCAUCUGGUAGGCCAACAAUUGCACAAGUACUAGCUGAGCUCAGGGAGGCUUACACCAUUCAACUCACCUCCUCUUCAAUUGGAGGAAGUUUAAACUGAAUUUUUUAACCCUUUUUUUUCCGACAUUUUUUUUUUCUGUUGUAUUGAAGAACUUCAGUUGCAUUUCCGGCAAUAUUGUCGGGGCAAGUAGUGUAGGCAUAGCACAUGAAUGAAACAAUCCAGGGAGCUCUAAGAAUGCUUUUUUGAAUCUUGUUACCUUGAAGAAAAUUUGUUUGAGAAUUUGAAUGGAUUUUGCAA
Messenger RNA from Dioscorea cayenensis subsp. rotundata (Guinea yam), 2988 nucleotides. Its product is annotated as probable LRR receptor-like serine/threonine-protein kinase At5g48740. The transcript is spliced from 16 exons. NCBI's taxonomy places the organism in Eukaryota, Viridiplantae, Streptophyta, Magnoliopsida, Dioscoreales, Dioscoreaceae. The coding region runs from base 1 to 2790 and encodes 929 amino acids. Gene Ontology annotation, biological process: protein phosphorylation. The record is from RefSeq and is a predicted model, not a curated record. Gene Ontology annotation, molecular function: protein binding; protein kinase activity; ATP binding.